AUGGAAACAUUUCCUGAAUGGGACAAGUUCAGUGAGCUCCUGAUGGGUAUCUACUUCGCCAGGAAAAACGGUCUCCAGUAUGUCUUUAAUGAGAAGACGUUUGUCCGCAACUUCCGGCAAGCUUACCUGGGGUGGUUGGGAGAUCUCAUCCGACAGCGAUACCCUGUACCUCAAGAACUUGCGACAGAGCCAAACGGUCAAUCCUUUGGGAUGUAUUUGAGCCAGUGGAUACCAAUAUACAAUUAUCGAGAUACGACCGCCAACGCUUACGCUCAGAUGAACGAGCUCGAGUUGCGGAGUCCGCUCCUCGGCUUUGGAGGACGCAACUCUUACAACUGUCCCGAGUAUAACCCCAGACCAGACCCCAACUGUUUCCAUGCGGACUUUUCAUUCUUCAAUGCCACGAGGGACAUCCGUGAUCUGCUGCAGGCCAACGAAUCGACAGUGCAAGGACAAGGACAACACAAAGUCGAGCAAGUGGAGCGUCUGGCGAUUCACAUUCGGCUUGGCGACAUCACGGUUUCGGAGCAACCUGAGACCUACGUCAGGAUCAUUGAAGGAAUGAGACGAAAGCUUUCGAUAUCACUUCCUGCCGACAGGGUACAUUUCAUUUACUAUCAACCCUCUGUCUGGUCAUGGAGCAAUUGGAAGCGGCUGCGGGAUAUAAAACGAGCUCUCCCGGAUGCACAGUAUCAUGACGUGGAGUCGACAGAGGCGACGAUCCGUUUUCUGAUCGCCUCAAAGUAUCUGAUGACCUCUGGGAGCAGUUUAAGCUUCGUAGCAGCCUACGUUUGUCCCAACUGCCACGUUAUCAGCACGAUGCCCAAGGAGCAUAUGCAAAGGGGGAUAGAGAUGACAGAGGAUAACUAUAGUCACAACUUUUAUUACAUGGAUGAGUGGGUUCCUCAAAUCCAUUACUCUUCAUACAACGAAGAAAGCAAUUAA
Messenger RNA from Linnemannia hyalina, 945 nucleotides. The record is from the annotation of a GenBank genome assembly. NCBI's taxonomy places the organism in Eukaryota, Fungi, Mortierellomycota, Mortierellomycetes, Mortierellales, Mortierellaceae.